Molecule: messenger RNA, 525 nt
Organism: Penicillium atrosanguineum
Lineage: Eukaryota; Fungi; Ascomycota; Eurotiomycetes; Eurotiales; Aspergillaceae
Product: 2,4'-dihydroxyacetophenone dioxygenase family protein
Exons: 1
Coding region: 1-525 (174 amino acids)
Source: RefSeq, a predicted model, not a curated record
AUGGAAAAAGGGGAUCUUUCUGCUGAGCCUUAUCGGGGUCCUAAGCUUCCCAACGUCCCCGACGAUCUUGUUGUCGCCGGAGUCCUCAACUUAGACUGUGAUGAGCGACUUUGGGUUCCUCAAUCCAAAGAUGUCUGGUUCCGUCCGCUAUGUUUCAACGUCUCCCAAGGCUAUUUCGUCAACAUCCUACGCGUGAGAAAAAGCGGCAUUCUGUCACGUCACAGACACACAGGACCAGUACACGCGACAGUAUUAAGAGGCCGAUGGCAUUAUCUCGAGCAUGACUGGUGGGCCGAGGAAGGCAGUUAUGCUUUUGAGCCCCCGGGGGAUAUUCACACACUGGAAGUUCCAGAUGGAGUCCCUGAGAUGGUCACUUUGUUCCACGUGACGGGCGCGUAUAUCUACGUUGAUGUCGAUGGGAAUUCCCUGGGUAUCGAAGAUGUCUUUAGUAAGCUACAGGCGGCGAGGAACCACUACGAGGCAAUUGGGAUGGGGGCGUCUUUUGCAGAUCAGUUUGUACGUUAG